This is a messenger RNA of Pleurotus ostreatus (oyster mushroom), 1050 nucleotides long. Its product is annotated as N-terminal acetyltransferase A complex catalytic subunit ard1. The coding region runs from base 1 to 1050 and encodes 349 amino acids. Gene Ontology annotation, molecular function: oxidoreductase activity; zinc ion binding. The record is from RefSeq and is a predicted model, not a curated record. The transcript has 8 exons. Lineage: Eukaryota; Fungi; Basidiomycota; Agaricomycetes; Agaricales; Pleurotaceae.
AUGCCUGAAGGUACAAUGAAAGCGCUCUGGUACAAUGCCCCCAAGGACUUCGAGAUUAGGCAAGUACCUAUCCCGAAGCCUGGAGACGACGACGUCUUGCUCAAAGAAUUCGCGCAUAUAGUCGCCUGCUGCGGCGUCUGUGGCACCGACGGCCAUAUUCACGAGGGCGAGUUUAUCUCCAAAUUUCCCCUCAUCCCAGGCCACGAGGCCGUUGGGACAAUCGUCGAGCUGGGGAAGAACGUGAAAGGCUUUGAGAUCGGUGACCGCUGCGUCGCCGACGUUGGCAUCACGUGCGACGAUUGCUUCUAUUGCCGCCGUGGCCAAUCGCUCUUGUGCGAAAAUUUUAACUCGCGUGGUGUCACCCAGGACGGCGGCUUCGCCGACUAUGUCGUCUACCAACAGAAGAAGCUGUACAAGAUUAACAACCUUUCCGACGAGGAUGCGACCCUCCUUGAACCCGCCGCAUGUGCUAUUCACGGGCUCGACAAACUUUCGCCACCCGUCGGCGUGGAAGUUCUGUUGCUCGGCGCGGGCCCCACCGGCCUGAUCCUCGCGCAGCUGCUCAAGCUCAACGGCGCUUCGCGCGUAGUCAUCGCCGCGAACAAGGGCAUCAAGAUGGACAUUGCUAAGCAGCUGGACGCUGGUGACGAGUAUAUCGAGUUGGACAGGCAGAACCCCGGACCGCAGUGGCAGAAACUGAAGGACGACAACCCGUAUGGAUUUGAUGUCGUUGUCGAGGCGACGGGCGUGGAGGCGCUGGCGAACGAGAGUAUCAACUACGUGAGGAGGGGCGGUACGCUGAUGGUCUACGGUGUCUACGAGAACAAGGCCCGCGUCCACUGGCCUCCCGCGAAGAUCUUUGGUGAUGAGAUUAAGAUCAUCGGCUCGUUCUCGCAGACAUUCUGCUUCCCGCGUGCGGUAGCCUACCUCGACAGUGGGAAGAUCCGCGUCAAGGGGAUGGUGACGGAUGUCUUCAAGCUCGAGGAAUACCAGGCGGCUUUGGACAAGAUGAACAGCCGAGGCGCGGUCAAGAUCUGCAUCAAGCCUUGA